This is a messenger RNA of Linum trigynum, 647 nucleotides long. The record is from the annotation of a GenBank genome assembly. NCBI's taxonomy places the organism in Eukaryota, Viridiplantae, Streptophyta, Magnoliopsida, Malpighiales, Linaceae.
CCCAAUUAGGGAUUUCGGAACCACGGGUUCGCCCGCGUCUGAGGAAAGGAGGAGCAAGCUGCCCUCUGACUAUAUCCAACCAAGAUGGGGGCUCUACUCCAUUUGGUGCUCUGCUGGAUCUGGAGGAUAAAGAGAUUGUUGCUACUCUGGAUGGUCCUAUUUAUGAGGAUCAUCACAUGCCACUGAAUCGGAUGGAGAUUAGUCGACCGAGGAUCACCACUCUUUUGAAAUCAAGCGAAGGUCAAGAGUUGGCGCCUCCGUGAAGACUUGCCAAGUCAUGACAGGGUGUGUUCACGAAGUGGUGGAGGCGUUUGAAGCUGGACUGGUCAUUGCACGAGAGGAGGGUGUUUCUCGCAAGGGGUUAAGCUCGAGCAUGAAUGAGUAUGGGUCUAAUCUGAUGGACCCAAUCAUGGAGAAUCGAAAGCGGGUGCUUGAUGAGUUGGAUGGGGAUGUGGGUGACCCUCCUACCCCGAAGAAGCAAUUUGUGAAAUCAACUGAUGUUUUGGAUAAGGUGGAGGAAGCCAGCCUCGAGUGGCCCCCAACCGAUAAAUGAGGCUUCUUGCCUGGAAUGUGAGAGAAAUUGGGCCAUCCCUCACUUUCCAAACUGCUAUAGGGCUAGUUAAAUCGAAUAAACCGGAUCUCGUGUU